CGCGGUCUAUCGAGAGACGGGUCAAAAGAAGAGUCCAUUCUUGUGCAUUGCAGUGGCAAUAUAAAACUCGAGUUGCCGGUGAGGAAGCUCGGCAUCGAAUACCUGCUGGCUGCUUUAGAAAGUCAUACCUGAGGGUAGGGCCUGCACAGGAGCAGGGGAGAGGCUGAAGCAUGAAGGCAGUGACUGCUGUGGGAUGCAGUCUUUUAUUUACUGUGCUCGACAUGACACUCACCACGCUCCUGUACCUCCGUGGAGCGCAUAUAGAACGCUUUGUACAGGACCUGAACUUCUUCGAUGUGUACCGAUCUGUGGUGGAUCUGUGGGCAGUCUCCCUCGUUAGGUCUUCCUUACUGAUGGGUGCUGCUGUUGGGGUUUCCAAAAACACCACUGAGGGUCCCAAGCGGGUGAAGGACUUGGAGACUUUUGCAAUUGUCGUGUGCCUGCUAAUAGGCAUGUACUCUGUGGUCAAGCUGCUGCUGUAUACUGAAGUCAUGGAGUCACUGAAUGAUCCCUGGUUCCUCUGCCUGGUUGCAUGGACUUGUGUCUCUGCCCUUGCCACUUUCCUUGCAUGGAAGCUGCUUUCUUUAGUACAGCCGGUGAGGGAAGCAACCUUCAGCAUUAGCUCGGAGGCUGCCAGCCCAGAGGAGACAGAACACCUGCUGGAUUCAGAGGAGGACAGAAGCAAAGGUGUCAAGAAAGACACUGCAUCUCCAGCAACAAUAGGCAGGCUCUUGUCAUACUCAAAACAUGAUGCUGCCUUGCUGGGACUAGCUUUUCUGUUUCUCAUUGUUGCUGCUGUAGGCGAAACCUUUAUCCCCUAUUACACUGGACUGGCGGUCGAUGCGAUCGUUAUUCAGAAGGACAUGAAAGCCUUCUCCAAAUUCAUGAUUAUUAUGUCAGUGUUUGCCAUUGUAAGUUCUUUUGCGGCAGGGGUUCGAGGUGGGGUGUUCUCUCUUGCCCUCGCCAGGUUAAACGUCCGAAUCCGCAACCUGCUCUUCAGAUCCCUGGUCCGCCAAGAAAUCGGAUUCUUUGACGCGACUCACACAGGGGACAUCACCUCUCGCCUGAGCUCGGACACGACGAUGGUGAGUGACCUGAUCUCUCUGAACGUGAAUAUCUGCCUGCGCAGCCUGGUGAAGGGGGUGGGGGUGUGCACCUUCAUGUUCACCCUGUCCUGGAAGCUCUCUCUCGUCACCUUCAUGGGCUUCCCCUUCAUCAUGCUGGUCUCCAAGUUCUACAGCAAAUACUAUAAGAGGCUUGCCCGCGAGGUCCAGGAUGCCCUGGCCAAAGCGAACAACAUCGCGGAGGAGACCGUCUCAGCCAUGAAGACGGUGCGGAGCUUCGCUAAUGAGGAGGCAGAGGCAGGCGUGUACUGGGAGAAGCUGCAACAGAUGUACAAACUCAACAGGACGCAGGCACUUGCCUAUGCCUGCUACAUGUGCUCCAGCAGUCUAACUGUGCUCGCCCUGCAAGUCAGUAUCCUUUACUAUGGUGGCCACCUGAUAGUCUCUGGACAUUUGACCAGCGGGAACCUCAUUUCCUUCAUCAUCUAUGAGCUGGAGUUAGGGGACUGCAUGGAGAACAUUGGUGCGGUGUACACGGGGCUAAUGCAGGGAGUCGGAGCUGCCGAGAAGGUCUUUGAGUUUAUCGACCGCAAGCCCCAGCUGUCCAGUGAUGGGACCCUGGCCCCCGACACUCUCAAAGGGCUUGUCGAAUUCAAGAAUGUCACUUUCUCCUACCCCACACGCCCCGAGUCCCAGGUCUUAAAGGGCGUGUCCUUCACUCUGCACCCAGGCCAGGUCACGGCUCUGGUGGGCCCUUCGGGAAGUGGAAAAAGCUCUUGUGUGUCAUUACUGGAGCAUUUCUACAGAGCACAGACCGGCCAGGUGCUGCUGGAUGGAAAUCCCAUCGAGGAGUAUGACCACAGGUACCUGCACACCAAGGUCUCUCUCGUGGGCCAGGAGCCAGUGCUGUUUGCCCGCUCUGUGCAGGAGAACAUCGCGUAUGGCCUGACGGAUUGCUCUCUGGAGGAGGUCAUUCAGGCUUCAAUGAAGGCCAACGCCCACGGGUUUAUCACGGAGCUGCCCGGCGGGUACAGCACAGAUGCUGGUGAGAAAGGCACACAGCUCUCCGGUGGUCAGAAGCAGCGUGUGGCGAUCGCUCGCGCUCUCGUACGAAGCCCCCAAGUCCUCAUACUGGAUGAAGCCACCAGUGCACUAGAUGCUGAAAGCGAACAUAUUGUUCAGCAGGCUCUGAAUGGUAUCAUGCAGGACCGCACGGUGCUGGUUAUAGCACACCGCCUGAGCACUGUGGAAAAAGCCCACAAUAUCAUUGUGAUAGACAAGGGCAGGGUGUUGGAGCAGGGGACGCACAAAGACUUAAUGCAGAAGGAAGGUCUGUACUCCAAGCUGGUGAAGAGACAGAUCCUGGGGAUAGAGACUGGGACUGAGACCAUGAACCAGGUUACAAGCAAUCCACCGAACAGACUUCGAAAACAGAGAGAGUCAAAAAGGAAGAGCAGUGAGUCAGAUGAAGAGUUGCGCAUCUGAAUCAGUCCACAUUGUGUCCUCCAUUGUCAAGCUUCACUGCUGUUUUGUAGAGUUGUAUGUAUUUAUUGCAUUUAACCAGGACGUUGUUCACUUUGGGGAAAGAAUAUAUACUGCCUUAUCUCUAAAGAGGGGGAUGUCAGAUUAGAAUUGGACUGUAAUUAGGAUACCAUUUUAUUAGUUUUUAAGAUUGAAUUGAAGUACUUUGGAGAAAAUACAAGCCGCUGAAAUAA
Molecule: messenger RNA, 2779 nt
Organism: Polyodon spathula (Mississippi paddlefish)
Lineage: Eukaryota; Metazoa; Chordata; Actinopteri; Acipenseriformes; Polyodontidae
Gene: abcb9
Product: ATP-binding cassette, sub-family B (MDR/TAP), member 9
Exons: 12
Coding region: 171-2549 (792 amino acids)
Biological process (GO): transmembrane transport; peptide transport
Cellular component (GO): lysosomal membrane
Molecular function (GO): ATP hydrolysis activity; ATP binding; ABC-type oligopeptide transporter activity
Source: RefSeq, a predicted model, not a curated record